Molecule: messenger RNA, 2070 nt
Organism: Vicia villosa (hairy vetch)
Lineage: Eukaryota; Viridiplantae; Streptophyta; Magnoliopsida; Fabales; Fabaceae
Product: L-galactono-1,4-lactone dehydrogenase, mitochondrial
Exons: 6
Coding region: 92-1906 (604 amino acids)
Cellular component (GO): membrane
Molecular function (GO): D-arabinono-1,4-lactone oxidase activity; FAD binding; galactonolactone dehydrogenase activity
Source: RefSeq, a predicted model, not a curated record
AUCAAUAAAAACAGCAGUUUUUCUGCCUCUUUACUCUAAGUUAACACUCACUCCCUGCCACUCAAUCACCACUCUACUUUCCAGCUUAGACAUGUUCAGACAUUUCCUUCUCAAACGUUCUCUUGGUAUUCACCAUCACCAUCACCAUCACCAUCACCACUACCACUCUUCAACUCCUUUACAUUCCCACCCUCUCCGAACCCUCCCUCCAAAACCCUCUCUCCGCCGAUUCUCCUCUUUACCAGAACCCAACACCGAUGCCGAAACCCGCAAGUACUUGGGCUACGCCGCCCUCCUUCUCUUCUGUGGCGCCGCCACUUACUACUCCUAUCCAUUACCUGAAAACGCCAAGCACAAGAAGGCCCAGAUCUUCCGAUACGCCCCUUUACCGGAGGACCUGCACACCGUUUCCAACUGGAGUGGCACCCAUGAGGUGCAGACCCGUGUUUUUCACCAACCCGAGAGCCUUGACCAGCUCGAGCGUGUUGUCCGUGAGGCCCACCAGAGCAAGGCCCGAAUCCGGCCCGUAGGCUCGGGACUUUCCCCAAACGGAAUUGGGCUUUCGCGAAAAGGAAUGGUGAAUUUGAGUUUGAUGGAUUCGAUAUUGGAAGUUGAUAAGAAGAACAAGACUGUGAGAGUGCAGGCUGGGAUUAGAGUGCAGCAGCUUGUGGAUGGGAUUAAGGAACAUGGACUUACUCUACAGAAUUUUGCUUCCAUUAGGGAGCAACAAAUUGGUGGCAUCAUUCAGGUUGGUGCACAUGGCACUGGUGCAAGUUUGCCUCCUAUUGAUGAACAAGUUGUUGCCAUGAAACUAGUCACCCCUGCCAAGGGGACAAUAGAAAUCUCAAAAGAGAAAGAUCCAGAGCUGUUUUAUCUUGCUCGUUGUGGCCUUGGAGGACUUGGAGUUGUGGCGGAAGUCACCCUACAGUGUGUUGAUCGACAGGAGCUUGUGGAGCACACAGUUGUCUCAACCAUGGAUGAGAUAAAGAAGAAUCAUAAAAAAUUGCUCUCUGAGAAUAAGCAUGUCAAGUACCUUUAUAUCCCUUAUACUGACUCUGUUGUGGUUGUGAGAUGUAAUCCUGUUUCAAAGUGGAAAGGCCCCCCUAAGUUCAAGCCAAAAUAUACUAAAGAUGAAGCCAUACAGCAUGUUCGUGACCUUUACAGGGAGUCCCUCCAGAAAUAUAGAGUGGAAGGAUCUAGGGAUAAAUCAUCCGUUGAUGAACAAAAUAUAGACGAACUAUCUUUUACAGAACUAAGAGAUAAGUUAAUUGCCCUAGAUCCACUUAAUAAAAAUCACAUUGUCAAGGUCAAUCAAGCUGAGGCCGAGUUCUGGAAGAAGUCCGAAGGAUAUAGGGUUGGAUGGAGUGAUGAAAUAUUAGGUUUUGAUUGUGGAGGCCAACAGUGGGUAUCAGAGACAUGUUUCCCUGCUGGAAAACUGGCAAAGCCAAGCAUGAAAGAUCUUGAAUACAUUGAAGAGCUGAAGAAACUUAUAGAAAAAGAAGAGAUACCUGCUCCUGCUCCAAUUGAGCAGCGAUGGUCAGCUAGCACCAGGAGUCCCUUGAGUCCCGCUUCAAGUCCGUCAGAGGAUGAUAUAUUUUCUUGGGUUGGUAUAAUCAUGUACCUACCUACCAUGGAUGCUCGCCAAAGAAAAGAUAUAACGGAAGAAUUCUUUCAUUACAGACAUUUGACUCAAGCAAAAUUAUGGGAUAAUAACUACUCUGCUUAUGAACACUGGGCAAAGAUUGAGGUUCCAAAGAACAAGGAGGAGCUUGUAGCUCUCCAAGCAAGGCUGAGAAAGCGGUUUCCUGUGGAUGUAUACAAUAAGGCGAGAAAGGAACUGGAUCCCAAUAGGAUUCUUUCAAAUAACAAGUUGGAAAAGCUCUUUCCGCAAUCAGAAACCAUAUGACGUUAUGGGUUGAUUAUAUUUCUAAACUUUUCUUGUAAGUACAUCUUGUACUUUAAGUUCUUGACUGCAGCAAGUCAUUUGGAACUUCAGGAAGCAAAAUGUUAGUUACACAUACUAUCAGAAUUAUUAUACAUAAAUAUACAUUCUUUCAGUUUAUUGCUUGC